Aspergillus melleus is the source of this 2487-nucleotide messenger RNA. Its product is annotated as fungal specific transcription factor domain-containing protein. The record is from RefSeq and is a predicted model, not a curated record. NCBI's taxonomy places the organism in Eukaryota, Fungi, Ascomycota, Eurotiomycetes, Eurotiales, Aspergillaceae. Gene Ontology annotation, molecular function: RNA polymerase II cis-regulatory region sequence-specific DNA binding; DNA-binding transcription factor activity, RNA polymerase II-specific; zinc ion binding. Gene Ontology annotation, biological process: regulation of transcription by RNA polymerase II; DNA-templated transcription. The transcript is spliced from 7 exons. Bases 1 to 2487 code for a protein of 828 amino acids. Gene Ontology annotation, cellular component: chromatin.
AUGAACGGUCACGUCAACACCAAGGAGAAACCCUAUGAAUGUAACGUCUGUCACAAACGAUUUUCGCGAAGUGAUGUGUUGAGUCGACAUGCCAAAGGACACAAUGGCGCCGCUGCAACCACGUCCAACGGAGUCAAGAAUGCGCAGCCCGCGGCGACGUCUGACCAAGCCGCAAUUCGUCCUGCCGAGGGCCAACAAUUCGUUCCAGGAACUGGCGCCGAAGCGGUUAACAUGGUGCAACCACUUUCGAUGGCGCCUCGCGACGUGCCUCUCCCUUCAGCAACCGGCCUCCCUCCGUCGUCUUUGGAUUUUCUAGCAAAUGUUUCGACGCAUCAUGCCCGCACCGAGCCCGAAGUCAACCCCAUGAUGAUCGAUGACCAACAAGCGGCAUACUUUGGGUGGAACGAGGUUUCUACGACGGCAGAUACGCCGGCCUAUCGAGGGCCGAUGUUCGACACGCCAAACGACAUGAUGCAGUUUUGGCUUGAACCGCGCGCCGAUGCGGGUUCGCACAACGGUUCGAUCAAUUUGAUGCCGGAUUCGGGAUUUGGAAUGCUUGGGGAUAGUCACGGAGCCUUCUCAGACCGACAGGCAAGACCUUCCGCGGACAGCGUUGGAACCCCCAAAUCAGGGGGGACCAUCCCUAGUGAGCGGUUCGCCAAGGUCCAAAAGUACUGGGUUGCUCCUUCGAAUCAUAACGGACGCCUGAUCAACAAUCUCUGGCAGGAGGUAGCGAGCAUCGAGUUGGAUAAUAUCUUCGCGCUACAUCCUAGCAUCUCAGUCAAUGGCUCUCCUAGUCUCUUUCAGGGGACAAGGCACGGCUUGGAUGAAGAAUGUCGACAGCAUCUCCAGGCAAUAUUUGGAUAUGCCCGGUUCGCCAACUCACAUUCGCGCUUACCAGAACAUAUGGCGCAUCCCCCUAGUUCAUCCGGCGCAUUGGUCACACUGCCCAACUUCCCUCCGGCCGAAGUUCUUGACAUGGCCUUGGAUCUGUACUUUCGGAACUUCCAUCCUUUGGUCCCGUUUAUCCACACUCCCACGUUUUCUGCCAAAAAUACGAACCCGUCAGUGCUGUAUUCCAUGUGUUUGAUUGGCAUGAUCAUGCUGGGGACGAAGGGGACAACCGACUUCGUAUCUAAGAAUUAUACUUUUGUACUCGAGAAGAUCAUGGCGGAACUAGCCAAAUGCUCGCUGGGCACCGAGAGUUCGGCGAACACUAUGUCGACGUUUGCAGCCGCCUUCCUUUUCCUCAACCUCGCUGCCAUGACAGGGGAAAAGGAGCACCUGGAGAAGAGCCAAAUGCUCUAUAUCAGUCUCAUUUCGAUUGCACAGCGGCACGGGCUCUUUACAGCAACCGAAGGCCAAAUACUCGACAUGAGCUUUUUUGAAGUUGGUCCAGAUGUUGAUAUGCGAUGGAAAACCUGGAGUAAAAUAGAAUCUGUCAAGCGGUUAAUUUCUGGUCUUCUACUUUUGGACUCCUGGUACUCGUCGUUUCUAUCGAUGAGUCCUAUUAUUGUACCCGACUCUAUCCAGAUCAUCCUCCCUUGCAAUGAGAGUCUUUUCCAGGCAAACAGUUCGGGCCAAUGGACGCAUCUAAUUCGAAGUGGACGGCGCAUCCUGAUGCCCACUGUGGUAGCCCCGUCGGAAAACGUCGAAAUCGCGGCGCUAGAUAGCCCCGUCGAUGAUUUCUGUAUGCAUUCGAUUCUGGCGAUGGUGCAGUUGCGGCUGUCUGAAGCCUACCAUCGACUACUAUCGAAUCGAGCCAGCUACCCCUUCGCGCCCUGUCAUACGUAUGCCAUGGACGGUCGUGCCCGCUGCCUACCAUCUCUCCAACUGCAAAUCGCCAGCAGAUACAGCGACGUUCUUUCUCAUUUGAAUCCCAACGCAGCUGUCAUGUGGCACAAUAUGUGCAUGACGCUUACGGCCGAUACGCAGAUCUUCGAUCUGGCCGCGGGACGAGCAGGUCCACUGCCGGCCCAGAAAGCACUGGAGGACAUUGCAGCGUGGUCGCAAACACCCGCUGCGCGCAGAGCGUGCCUCCACGCCGCUCAGAUCUACAAAUCCAUGAUCAAUCGGAAAGCGUCCGACCAUACGAUGUUCCACUCGGUGUUUUCGCUGUUCUCCGCUGCGCUUGUCCUGGGGCUUUACGAAUUCAUGGUCCCCAAUACCGAAGGACAAGGGCAGGGCGCCUACAUCGAACUUCUCGACGACGUCGACUGGCAGGCCGUCGGCACGGAAGGAUUCACUAGCUUCAUGGAACCGCGCGGCAGUCAGUCGUUUGCCCCGUCCGAUGACCCGGCCGUGAACUUCAUUCGGAAUGGCGGCGUGGUGUACCUUCGCGGCGUGCCAUUCCAGGGAGGAUAUCAGUCUGCACGACGGAUUCUCCUGGACUACGCGGGGUUGCUCAAAGAUGCCGGCAAAUGGAGCGUUCGAAAGUUCUCAUACGUUCUCCACAUUAUGAGUGACGUGCUGAUGGACGUGGAAUGA